ACUGAUCACAGUCCUCUCCUUCUGCUCCUCGUCGGGAAUCUCUCACACCUCUCCAACCAGACGAGGACACAAGUGAGCCGGGGAAAAAAAGAAAUCAAGGAAAAACGCUGGAUAAAAAGAGGAGAAGUGUCUGAGUGAAGGCAGGACAAGUAAAGGGGAAAAAAGAAAAGUGGAGAAAGCCUCCCUGAAGGAGAGAUUUUCUAAAAAUACAAGCCAGCUAUCUCCCAGCACUCUGUUAUUUUCUCUCUCUCUCUCUUUUCUUUUUUUUUUGCUGUGUGCCCUCCUUCAUUCAGUACCUGUUCUGUGGGAUUAACAUGACUUAAAAUUCAAUCAGCCUACAGCCUGACGGAAGAGCGACAGAGGAGGCAGACAGAGCGCUGCAGCUGUCGAGACCGAGUGAGGGGACGACGAGCGGGAGGGGAGAGAGCGAGGGGGAGAGAGGGGGAUAGACAGUGAGAGAUAGAGAUAGAGAAGAGGGAGAGAGAGAGAGAUGGGUGUUUUUCCACGGAGCUGAGACCGAGAGAGAGCCGCGGAGACGGGGGAGAUGUGACGGUUUCCAGGGGUCGCGGUGGAAUGAGCCGGAAAACAAGGUUUCUAACCACCCCUCCAUCCCUCCAGCUCGCUCCCAAACCUUCUUUCCUGCACCUCCCUCCAAGGUCACCAAUGAACGACUGACUCAGUGUGGGAGAGCCGACGCGGCUCGCACUGUGCCGAGCGCCGAGACGCCCCGUGACACGCCCUGGAAAUCACACGGGGGUGAAGUAGUGGGGGUGAGAGAAAGAGGAGAGGGGGAAGAGAUGUGAGAGAACGAAGCCAUAGGAGAGUGAAGCAGAGCGAAGAGAGGGGCUGCAUGAGUGAGGGGGGAGGAAAAAGAGGGAGGAGGGAGGAGAGGGUUCCAGGAUUCUCCGUCCAUUGAACUGCUCCACAUGAAGAGAGAAGUUGAAUAACGCCAUGAGGAAAUCAUAUCAGAACACCAUAAAUAGGAUUUCCUGCCGAGUGGAUCCGUGGAUUUCUUCUCAGACUGAGGUCUCCAUUUCGGAAUACUGCACCGGGAUUGGCCGCGUAAUUCAGGAUUUUCCAGGUUUUCUUCAUCUAUAAAGGGCCUAAGUGGAUAUUGUGGGAUUGGAAUUUCUGCAACUCUGGUUUUUUCUUUGCACUGACCUACAUCGCACCUCCUUCUGAUGUGUGCAGGGGGCAAGUGUGUGUGAACAGGUUUCAGCACAAGCACCCCAACAACACCCACAAUCCCCCCUGCUGGGCUGACACAAGGAGAAACACCUGGAGCCAGAUCUGUGCUAAACACUCACACAGCUCCCCACCACACACACACACACACACACACAAACCUGGAUAACAUGUGGAGCUGAUUCGGAUUAUAAAACCGCACAGACGGAAAAGGUCUGUGGAUCGCCAGGCGUUCUACCAUGCCUGUCCCCCCACCCCUCAAUCCCUGCAGACAGAAACACCUGCCCCACACACACCUCCAUCCUGAACAAAGGGCAGAACGUUCCACCUUCCCCUCCCUCUUCCCUCCAUCCAUCCUUUCUCCUUCUAUUCUCCGCCCUCACCUCGUCUCAUCUCUGCCCUCAUCAUCGCAUCUCGUCCACUGCGCCUGCCCCAAGGCUACGAAAAGGACCCUUCCUGACUCUGUCCCUUUCCCUGCGUUUCACUGGCUGACUCUGGUCACAUGCUGCCUAUUGCCCUCUCUGAUUGGAGCAGGGGAGACUUGGGGCGUGGUCUCGGCCUGUCCCUUCCACUGCGUUUGUCGAAACCUCUCGGAGUCGCUCAGCACACUCUGCGCCGACAAGGGCCUCCUGUUUGUCCCCCCGCACGUUGACCGGCGCACCGUUGAGCUGCGACUGGCUGACAACUUCAUCAUGGAAGUGGGCGGGAGUGACUUUGUCAACAUGACUGGAUUGGUUGAUUUGACUCUGUCGAGGAAUACCAUCCACCAGAUCCGACCCAUGGCCUUUGCUGACCUGGAGAGUUUGCGCUCGCUGCAUCUGGAUGGUAAUCGCUUGACCAUACUCGGACCCAGGGAUCUCGCAGGUUUGGUCAAUCUGCAACACCUGAUCGUCAACAACAACCAGCUGGUCAAAGUCUCCACCCAGGCCUUUGACGACUUCUUGCUCACACUGGAAGACCUCGACAUGUCCUACAAUAACCUCAGGAAGGUACCAUGGGAGUCCAUUCAGAACAUGGCCAGUCUCCACACACUCAACCUGGACCAUAACUUGAUAGACCACAUUGCUGAGGGAGUCUUUGGAGAGCUGUAUAAGCUUGCGAGGCUGGAUAUGACCUCCAACAGGCUCCGAACCCUGCCUCCUGAUCCCCUCUUUGCAAGGUCGCAGACAGGCGCAAUAAGCCCCACCCCCUACAAUGCUGUCAUAAGCUUAAAUUUCGGCGGGAACCCACUGCACUGCAACUGUGAACUGCUGUGGUUGCGGCGGCUCAUCCGUGGAGACGACAUGGAGACGUGUGCCACACCUCCUCACCUGGCUGGAAGAUACUUCUGGUCGAUUCCUGAGGAGGAGUUUACCUGUGAACCACCUCUCAUCACUCGUCACACUCACAAGCUGUGGGUGCUGGAGGGCCAGCGAGCCACGCUCAAAUGCCGUGCCAUCGGCGACCCUGAGCCAGUAAUCCACUGGGUUUCACCAGAUGACCGCAUCGUUGCAAAUUCAUCCCGGACCAGCUCCUUCAGCAAUGGGACACUGGAUAUCUUAGUAACAGUUGCCCGGGAUGACGGGGCAUACACUUGUAUCGCAAUAAACGCAGCGGGCGAAGCCACGGCCACUGUGGACCUGAAAAUAAUCCCCCUGCCUCACCGGGGAGGAGCGGCAGGAAACACAGGGAAUACCAACGUGAACGCCAAAAACAACAUGAACGUGACUAAUGGGAUUAUACGGACCGAUCCGGGCUCUUCGGAUAUCAGCACGGGGAAAAACGGAGGAAUUAACAACGGUGCAGGACGUGGAGGAGAGGGGGAGGAUGGGAUAAGAGGUGCAGGCGAGGAAGACGAGGGCGACGGAAGCAGGGCCUCUGAAGGGGAGAGGGUCGAUGGAGGGAGCAUGGAGGACACCGAGGCGGAGGAGGAGGAAGGAAGGAUGGUUGGAGUACAAGGGGUUACAUCGACCUCGGCUCAGGUCCGAUGGGAUCUGGGGCGUCUGUCUACAGCUUACGUUGUCUGGAUGUAUCAGAUACAGUACAACUGCACCGCCGACGAGACCCUCAUCUACAGAAUUCUACCAUCGACCACUGACCGUUUCCUGUUGAAGAACCUGGUGUCUGGUGUGGACUAUAACCUGUGUGUGCUGGCCAUUUUUGACGACACAAUCACAUCAUUAGCGGCAACAAAAGUCCUGGGCUGCGCCACAUUCUCCACCAAGGAUGUUUACCCAGCAUGCCGCUCUCUCCAGGCCCAUUUCCUGGGCGGGACACUCACCAUAUUGGUUGGCGGUGUUGUCGUCGUUACCCUGCUCGUGUUCACUGUGGCGCUCAUGGUUCGCCAUCGUGUUUGCAAUCAUGGCGACCAUAUGAUAUGUCACAAUGGCAACACCGAGGCAGGAGGCGGGGCCUGCUGUCAGGGGGGAGGUCUGGGGAAUGGGGACAAAGGGGGAAACAGCAGCGGGUGCUACCAAUCAAAUGGUUCUGGGGACAUGAUGAUGGUGGUCCUGCCCAAUGGUCUGCCAUCCAAGAGAGGCGGGGAGAAAGACAAGGAGAAGGACAAGGAGAAGGACAAAGACAAAGAGAAGGAAGCGGCUGAUUCUGCUUCCUCUCUGCCGCCAAAACUCCCUCCAAAGCCCAGGCCCAAGCCCAAAGUCAACCUGGAGCACUUUCUUUCAGCUGGCGGAGUAGUUUCCACAACGACAGGGACAGGAAGUGAGAUGGCAUUGGUGGUUAGGCAAAGGAAGCUCGAGAAGGUGCCGCCAUACAGCCUUGACAGUGACAGAACUCCCCUCUACUACUCCCCUUCCCCUCCAUCCACCCUGCCCCGCCAGUCACACUCCAGGGACCGGCCAAAACCCCGUCUGGAGAGAGAACUGACCAAUCGUGCCAGUUUCUCUCUGGCUGCACCCCUGAGAGACUCAGAGCUACUGGACUGGAGAAUCAGUCCCCGAGGCAGGGACAAAUGGAACUCCUCACAGGCUUAUCAAAGUCCUGUAUCCCAUUUGAGCCCUGCUUGUGGAACCGUCAGCAAACGGCGGCACUCACUGGAUAUGGGCUCCUCCGUUGCCCUAGCGACUGAUGCUGCGGCGACCGUUGCCAAGCGCUACGGUGCCGUCAGUUACGCAAAGCGGCUGAGUGUGAUCUGGACGAGGCGGAGUCAGUCGCUUCAUGGAAUGCUGGUGCAGUGCGCCUCCACGACGAGCACGGCAUCUUCGACGACCAGCGAAGAGGGCGAAAACGGCGGCGGCUUUGGGGCACGCUGCGAGUUCCAACGGGGGUACAUCCACGCUUAUAACACCACCAACUCCAACUCCAACACUGGGAUCAUUAUUGGGAAAACAAGCAGUGUAAAAGACAGGGGGAGGGAAAAAGGGAAGGACGGACGGAGUGCUGAAGAACUGGAGGAAAGUGUUGUGUAGGGGGGAAGUGGAACGCCACAAAAAAGUUAAGAGGGAUAAAGGGUUCUGUGAGAGGACACGGGAGUGAAUGGGAUCUUGAUUCGAGGAGGGCAAAGAGGUGGAGUCGGGGGAGAAAUUGAAGGUGCAGGUAAGGGAAGAUGAAGUGAUUGCAGAUGAGGAAGGGAAGGUUGUGAGUUCAGAGGAAGGGGGAGGAGGAGAAUUGACUUGAAUCUCACUUGUGCAGCUCCUUGAUAUGCCCUGGGAGAAGUCAAGAAAAAUGGAGAGGAGGGGGGAAGCAGACCUGGAAGUGAGGUGAGGAUUUUUAAGAGGCUCUUUAAAGCUGACCUGAAGAGUGAUGGGCGGAGAAGUGGGGAGAGUGAUUCAACGGGAAAAAGGGUAGAGUGGGAGAAACUUAACAGGUGACAGUUUUAAAGUGGUCUUUAAAUACUCAAGGCAGAGCUCAAGCUGUAUCAGUGACAAAUGAGUGAUACACGAUAGAAGAGAAAGUAGCGACACGAAAACAAAACUCGACAAAUCACGACAAAGAGUGACAGUUGAUAGAACUAACAUUGUGAGUGAUAUAUAUAUAGUCACAAAGAGAGAGACGAAAUCAAACGGGAAAACAUCAAUAGACCGACAGAACAAAGGAUAUAUAGCGGAGACAGAGAUGGCGUGAGCUCAGCGUGGAUCUCAGUAAAGCCUAUACACUAAUAGAAGCAGACUCUUGUUAACACCUCAACUCUCCAGGGCAUCAGCUCCCACAACACCACAAGGGUUUACACUGGAUCAGAACGCAGCAACGCAGCCCGUUACACUGGAGAAUCACUCAUCUCUGACAAAAGUAAUACGGAAAAAAGAUUUGGAUGACACAGUCCUGCUUUGUUAUCUUGUUUUUCGACUCCAACACUGACGGCCAUUUUGAAACUCUUUUCCCAAACACAAUGAAUGUGACUUUUAUGUGUCCUCUGUGGCUGGGACAAUGAUUUUGGCUUGCCGUGCCUGCGGAUUAUGGGAGCAUAAAUACAGAGCCGGGUGCACUGGACAUGAUCAAUCGAUACGAGCUGGAAAGAGCGAGUGGAGCACAGACAUUAUUAAAAGACAGACGCUGGGAUUACAAUGGAGUCGAUAUGGAUUACAAAAUGGAGGAGACACGGGGUGUACAACGGAACAUGUGCACGUGAGCGUUUCUGAAAGACAAGAUCAUAUUGGAUGUUGGCUGAUGAUGGACCACGCAGAUGAUAAAGCUAAUAGAUGCAUAAGUGUGCAUGCUUCGAUGGGUACAGGACAGGAUGUGUGUACGUGAGCCUUUGUGUGUUGUGUGCUCACAUCUAUAUGAAUGUUUGUGAGGAAGCCAGUCUAACAGAUCCUAUUUGGGUUUAUUAAGGUGUAGCUCUUUCUGGACAUGCUGUAAAUGGAAAGAAUCAAAAGAUUUAAAGUUUAGCACUGGUCCCAAAGGCCACCUGCUGUGAAGACAGAGGGAAAUGUUAAGAAAACCAGAAUAAAUCACUAUUUCCAUGGUCAGAAAGCAGCAGUCGGUAAGGGAAAAUCCAAAUUUCAAAUCUUUUUUUUUUUUUUUUCAGACUUGUGACUUCAGACUCCUUUGUGCCACAUGGAUUCACUUUAAAUCCAAACAGUGAAUGUUUUCAGAAAGUAAGCAGUUAAAAAAAAAGAAAAAAAAAGACAGAACCACUCUGGAAGCCACUAACUCCUCACUGGAAGACUUUGUAAAACUUGUAAUGGGACGACUCAUCCUCUGGCACAGACAGAGACUCCUGAAAACUCCUAUCAAAGAGAAAAAAAAUGAAAAGAAAACUUGAAAGUACAAAUAUAUAUAGUAUAUAUAUAAAAUGAUGUUACUUGUCGCACAAUGUGUUUCUGUUUUUUAAAGUUUUCUGGGGAAUGAUGUUAG
Messenger RNA from Acanthopagrus latus (yellowfin seabream), 6477 nucleotides. Its product is annotated as leucine-rich repeat and fibronectin type-III domain-containing protein 4. Gene Ontology annotation, molecular function: protein binding. The coding region runs from base 1425 to 4589 and encodes 1054 amino acids. The record is from RefSeq and is a predicted model, not a curated record. The transcript has 8 exons. NCBI's taxonomy places the organism in Eukaryota, Metazoa, Chordata, Actinopteri, Spariformes, Sparidae.